GAUAUGUCCACUCUGGCUUCCCAGAGUGGUCUACGGCCUGUUCUGAUGAUGACAUUCUUACUGGGCUUAUCCUUCAUGUACUACAAACCCCAGAUCAAGUUCCUCUCAUGCCCUAUCGACCAGGCAUCCCACUUGGGAAAGGCUUGCUGUCCUCCUUGCCAUCAAGUACGUAGGGCAAGGAACCAGAUGGUGAAUCAAACACACCAUGCCCAGACAACCAUUCAGGAUGACUAUCAUUUUGAUCUGGCCACUUGAUCACACCUUUGACAUAGCCUUUGAUGUUAAAGUAGGCACAAGAGUCUGUCACCUAACAGUGGAUAAAAAAACCUUUACAGCAAGGUGCACGGUGUCAUAUUCCACCAUAGAGACAUCCAUGGAGACCUGAAAAACAUGCCCCGAGAGCAACGUCCAUGGUUCCAGAAAUGGGUGUGGUGGAAUGCAGAAUCACCGGCUAACACAAACAGGAUCCCUGGUGUUGACCACUUGUUCAAUUUGACUGCCAGUUAUCGACUGGAUUCUGAUAUCAAGGUUCCAUAUGGGUCGCUUGUCGAGGUAACCAGUGAGGAUAACAUCUUUGAGAUGCCCAAGAAGGACAAAUUAGUCUGCUGGGUAGUGAGCAACUGGAACCCAAACUACAAGAGGGUACAGGUGUUCAACGAGCUCAGUAGGCAUGUCAAAGUAGAGGCCUUUGGGAGACAUUUUAGUAGAUACCUAGAAAACGAAGUCUACUCAAAGACGCUAUCCAGCUGUAAAUUCUACCUGGCAUUUGAAAACUCCAUCUACAAAGACUAUGCUACAGAGAAGCUGUUCAACGCUAUGAAGUUGGGAGCAGUGCCUGUUGUUCUAGGUCCAUCCAGGGACAACUACGAGCAAUUUAUCCCAAGGGACUCUUUCAUCCAUGUGGAUGAUUUCUCCUCUACAGAGGAGCUGGCAAAGAAGCUUCUCUUUCACGACCAGAACAAGGAAGAAUAUAUGCGGUACUUCACCUGGCGAAAGAACUUUGAAGUUCAACAAGGGUAUUUUGGACUUGAGCACACCUGUCGCUCGUGAUUACAUUCGAAGAAAUAAAGGAUACAAAACUUUUCAUAGCCCCAAAUCCAUUUAUUUAGAUUAAGUGACCCAUUUGUCGUGGUCGACAAUGUGGCUGUGUGCUGUGUGGCUGUGUGGCUGUGAGUAUUGUAUGCUGGACGAAAAGGGGUGGAAUGGUUUAGGGUCGUUCCACCAAUUUGGUACUUUCUUGAGAAGUGUAACUUGGUAAAAAAAUAAUAAUAAUACUCAGUUUUUCACCACAAAACACUAGUACAUUUCCAAGAAGAGUAGAAUCAGUUCACCUGCUUUUACACUGAUUUGACUGUUAAUGUUCAAAGCUUCUUUUUUUUUAAAGAAAAAUAUUUGAUAAGGAAUGGUUUUUCACCAUAUGAAAAUGAGAGUUCAGUUCACAUUAUAAGGUAGAGGUUUAAAAUUAGAGAACUGAAUCACAAAUGUAACUUCAGAAAUGACUGUCAAUGCAACAAAAUGACUAAUGCUUUGAAAAUGAUGGGGAAAACUUGGAGAAAUGUUGGGGUUAAGCGGGUUCAAAUCUUUCUAGAAAUCAGAGAGUGCACGGAGGGAUAUUUUAGCACGAUAAAUCUUUAUUCAUAUAAAAAAAUCUGUUAUUGAAUUCUGUGGUCUAUAUUAAAUGGACACUUCAUUUAAUAUUACAGGGUCUUAAAAUUCAAUGCAACAGCCACUCUUUCUGGGAUGCACACAAAAGGGGAGCAUAGCUUCAACCUGGUCAGUCCAUGUCAUGGAAAGAGCAGAUUCCUACUGUUUUGUAUACACACUGUGAUAUAGGUGAACAAAUGCUCGACCUGCAGAUGAGUAUGAGGGGGGAGUUUCUGUAGAAAAGCCAACGAUAAAGGCUUGCACUCCUUUUUGUAUUCGUGUUGGCUGUUGCUGGUAGGUGCACUUGAUUCAGAAGCCCUGUGGACCGGGUAAGCAAAGUGUUCCCAUUGUGAACCAUUUGUCUGAAAACAAACUCCCCCUACCUGGCGGACCGGAAGAUCUGUGGCUAAAUCGAGUGUGGCUACUGUGCUGGCCAAUCGGAUAGCUCAAAUCAUAGUACCUACAACGCUUCCACAGCAGUUUGAUACAAUAGGAAUUAAGGACUUUUAAAACCAUGACCCCAGAGAGACUGUCAAAGAAUACAGCAAAUACCUGCUGUUUUUAUGAGUUAGUUCAUGUUUAAGUUUUUAUGCCGCACUGUCAACACUGUUUGUAUUCAACACUAUUACAAAACACAAAAUGCGGUUCUCCCUACUUCCACUUGACUGCAGCUGAAAUGAAUGAGUAGCCAAGUGUUUUGAUAGCCCUGAAUUUGCAUUACGAUUAGCAGGUCGUCGUGUCAACUUUAAUAUCGAUGAAUAUUUCAUGUUCUCUGGUCAUAGGAACAGCAUGAAUGUGUGCAUAACAGAUGAGGCAUCAUAGGCAGAUAAGGUGCGACUCGACUUUCGCCAUCAGGCGGAAGACGGUGUCCCCUCUCUGGUCAGUCUCACCCUUUUGUACUUUAACUAUUUGCACAUCUUUACAAUACUGUAUGACAUAAUAUGAGAUUUGAAAUGUCUUUAUUCUUUUGGAACUUUGUGAGUAUAAUGUUUACUGUACAUUUAGUUUAUUUCACUUGUUUAUCUACUUCACUUGCAAUGUUAACAUAUGUUUAUCAUUCCAAUAAAGCACUUUAAUUGAA
Molecule: messenger RNA, 2725 nt
Organism: Oncorhynchus keta (chum salmon)
Lineage: Eukaryota; Metazoa; Chordata; Actinopteri; Salmoniformes; Salmonidae
Product: 4-galactosyl-N-acetylglucosaminide 3-alpha-L-fucosyltransferase 9-like
Exons: 1
Coding region: 391-1050 (219 amino acids)
Cellular component (GO): membrane
Molecular function (GO): alpha-(1->3)-fucosyltransferase activity
Source: RefSeq, a predicted model, not a curated record